Seriola dumerili (greater amberjack) is the source of this 7832-nucleotide messenger RNA. RefSeq names its product diaphanous related formin 2 (gene diaph2). The record is from RefSeq and is a predicted model, not a curated record. The transcript is spliced from 30 exons. Gene Ontology annotation, biological process: actin filament polymerization; actin cytoskeleton organization. Gene Ontology annotation, cellular component: cytoplasm; actin filament. Gene Ontology annotation, molecular function: actin binding; small GTPase binding; microtubule binding. Bases 335 to 3721 code for a protein of 1128 amino acids. NCBI's taxonomy places the organism in Eukaryota, Metazoa, Chordata, Actinopteri, Carangiformes, Carangidae.
CGUGGGCCUGGCAUUCAGGUUUGGUUGCAAAGAAAGCUUUCCACCGCGGUUUGAACUCGCUCACAGCUGAGCUGAGGAGACAUCAGGACGGAGACCAUAUCCUACCACACCUCUUCUUCUUUGAGCAGCCUUUUCAACUGCUGGAUACCAGCGGGAACUAUUUGGAACCGGCCAAUUUGAAUUUAUACUUUAUCUUUAAACGGAAUGGAUUUUGAAAAGACCUAACCUGGAUGUUUUGCUGCAUAAGUGUUGUUAACAUCGUGCUGGUGGAGUUUCCCAACUUUUGAAGAAGUCACAUUCAGUCUUUCAGGAGGGGAACUAACUUGAAGCUGAAAUGGAUCAAGCCAGCGGUGGGGAGGACCCAAAUAAACCCUCUAAAAAGAAGUCCAAUGAGGAUGAGGGUAAAAACAAAAAGCUGAACAUACACAUAAAAACAUUGGCUGAUGAUAUGCGUGAUCGUAUUACCAGUUUCAGGAAAACGGGAAUGAAGAAGGAGAAGCCCCUUAUACAGCACCCUACAGAUCCCCUCUCUACUCAGGCUGAACUGCCCAUUCCUCAGCCCCUUUUUGACGACCGCUCAAUGAACCUCUCGGAAAAGGAGAUCAUUGACCUCUUUGAGAAGAUGAUGGAGGACAUGAACCUGAAUGAGGAACGCAAAGCUCCUCUACGCGGAAAGGACUUGAGUACCAAGCGCGAGAUGGUGGUCCAGUACAUCUCAGCCACUGCCAAAUCUAUAACUGGGAGCAAAGUUGCGGGUGGACUAAGGAACAGCAAGCAUGAGUGUACACUUUCAUCCCAAGAAUAUGUCCAUGAGCUGCGUUCUGGCAUCACGGAAGAAAAGUUGCUCAAUUGCCUGGAGUCCCUCAGAGUGUCUCUCACCAGUAACCCUGUCAGUUGGGUUAAUAACUUUGGUCAUGAGGGUCUUGGACUUCUUCUGGAUGCUUUGGAGAGGCUGCUGGACAAGAAACAGCAAGAGAAUAUUGAUAAACGGAACCAGCAUAAACUUAUCCAAUGCUUGAAGGCUUUCAUGAACAAUAAGUAUGGACUGCAAAGGAUCUUGGGAGAUGAGCGGAGCCUGUUGCUGCUGGCACGAGCGAUUGACCCCAAACAAACCAACAUGAUGACCGAGAUUGUCAAAAUUCUCUCUGCCUUCUGUAUUAUUGGAGAGGAAAACAUCCUGGAUAAGAUUCUCGCUGCCAUGACAAUUGCUGCAGAGAGGAACAAUAAAGAGAGAUUUGCUUCAAUUGUGGAAGGACUGGAGAACCACGAAGCCCAGCAACUCCAGGUUGCUUGCAUGCAGCUGAUCAAUGCUUUGGUCACGUCCCCUGAUGACCUCGACUUCCGGAUACAUCUGCGCAAUGAGUUCUUGAGAUGUGGCCUCAAGAAGAUCCUGCCGGAGCUAAAAGAGACAGAGGAGCUGGACAUCCAGCUGAAGGUGUUCAAUGAGAACAAGGAGGAGGACUCUAUUGAACUCUCCCACCGCCUGGACGACAUCCGUGCUGAGAUGGAUGAUAUGAAUGAAGUGUACCAUCUCCUGUCCAAUAUGGUGAAAGACACGGGCUCAGAGACAUACUUCCUGUCAAUCCUUCAACACCUAUUGCUCAUCAGGAAUGACUAUUAUAUCAGGCCUCAAUAUUACAAGGUAAUCGAAGAGUGCGUGUCUCAGGUGGUCCUGCAUCGCAAUGGGAUGGACCCUGACUUUGGCUACAGUAAAAGAUUGGACGUGGACUUCACCCAUCUGAUUGAUCAGUGUGUGGAUAAAGCCAAAGUUGACGAGAGUGAGCAGAAGGCUGCGGAGUACUCCAAAAAGUUUGAUGAGGAGUUCAGUGCACGGCAGGAGGCCCAGGCCGAGUCUCAAAAGAAGGAAGAGAGAAUCAAAGAGUUGGAGGGGAAGAUCCAGGCCCUGGAGUCCCAGAUUGCAGCGGGUCCAACUGCACCCGGAGCACCACCUCCACCACCCCUACCAGGGGGUGCAGCAGCUCCACCUCCUCCUCCGCCGCCUCCUCCCCCACCUCCACCUGGUGGCGGUCCUCCUCCACCUCCACCUCCUCCUCCUCUUCCUGGCCAAGCUUGCAUUCCACCACCGCCUCCACCUCCUCCAGGUGGAGGGCCUCCACCUCCCCCACCACCCCCUGGUUGUGGGCCCCCACCUCCUCCACCUUUUUUUGGGGGCCCAGGUGGGCCUCCACCACCUCCUGCAUUACCUGUCAUUAAGCUGCCUUAUGGGCUGGAGCCCAAGAAGACCUAUAAGCCUGAAACUGUAAUGAAGAGGGUCAACUGGACCAAGAUAGUGCCUCAGGAAAUGGCAGAGAAUUGCUUCUGGAUCAAAGUCAAAGAAGAGAAGUUUGAGAAUCCUGACCUAUUUGCUCAGCUCUCCCUCUGCUUCUCCUCACAGAGCAAAGUGAAAAAAGACGUGAAAGAUGAGACUGACGACAGAAUGCAACAAUUCAAGAAAAAGGCAAAGGAGCUUCGAAUCUUGGAUGCUAAGACAGCACAGAAUCUUUCAAUUUUCUUGGGCUCGUUCCGCUUGCCUUAUGAAGAGAUCCGGGACAUUGUGCUGGAGGUAGACGAGGAAAGACUGAGCGAAUCACUCAUCCAGAACCUGAUAAAGAACCUGCCAGAGCAGAAAGAGCUGAAUGCGCUUGCGGAACUAAAGGGUGAAUAUGAAGAGCUAGUGGAGUCGGAGCAGUUUGGUAUUGUGAUGAGUUCAGUAAAGCUCCUACGGCCGCGUCUCAACGGCAUUCUGUUCAAGCUAACGUUCGAGGAGCAGGUGAAUAACAUCCGGCCAGAUAUCAUGAAUGUGACAUUCGCCUGUGAGGAGGUGAAGAAGAGUGACAGCUUUAGCAGACUCCUGGAGUUGGUGUUGCUGGUUGGCAACUACAUGAAUGCUGGUUCAAGAAAUGCCCAGACAUUUGGUUUCAACGUCAGCUUCCUCUGCAAGCUGCGAGACACUAAAUCCAUCAGUCAGAAUACAACACUUCUUCAUUUCCUGGCUGAGAAGUGUGAAGAGAGCCACCCAGAGAUGUUGAGGUUUCCAGAUGAACUGGAGCAUGUGGACAAUGCCAGCAAAGUGUCGGCUGAGAUCUUAAAGAGCAGUUUGACUACCAUGGAGCGUCACAUUCAGAGGCUUGAGAGCGACAUCGAGAACUUCCCCAAAACAGAUGACCGGCAAGAUAAGUUUGUGGAAAAGAUGUCAGGCUUCUGCAAGCAUGCCCGGGAGCAGUAUGAAAAACUAUCCACCAUGCAUAAGAACAUGCAGAAGCUGUACGAGAGCAUCGGCAGCUACUUUGCCUUUGACCCUCACUCGGUUAGUGUGGAGGAUUUCUUUGGAGAACUGGCCAACUUCCGCAUCCUCUUCAUGGAAGCAGUGAAGGAGAACCACAAGAAGAGGGAGAUGGAGGAGAAGAUCAAGAGAGCCAAGCUGGCGAAGGAGAAAGCAGAGCGCGAGAAGCAGGAGCGCCAGCAGAAGAAGAAGCAGCUGAUUGACAUGAACAAAGAGGGAGAUGAAACUGGUGUGAUGGAUAGCCUAAUGGAAGCUCUACAGUCCGGAGCAGCCUUCCGUGAUCGGCGAAAACGGACGCCACGCAACGGUGAUCAAAGCCCUUCCAGUCCAGCCUCCCGGUGGCCGGGUGCUAACUAUGGUAACAGAACCCUAGACAACCGCCGUGCAGUCCUGGAAAGGUCUCGUUCACGCCACAACGCAAAUCACCAAGCUCGAUGAUCGCCCGCGCCUACCACAAGACGCUAGAUAAGUGCCAAAGAGGCCUGCGAGGUGGAGACCAAGAAGACAUCUGAGGAAGGGACAGACUCACUGUGGCGAACACACACAUAAAAGUAUUCAUACAUACACACACCACCAAGUACGGAACAAAAAAAGUCUAGAGAAGACACACAGAACUUUAAGAUCUAUAGUACAUCACAUGCAGACAUUUUAAUUUUCAUGCUGUUUGUCAGACGCCUUACAUAUUUAUUAAAUACUCCACACUUUAAACAUUUGUAUCCUCCAUAGAUUGUUUGAUUCAUGAAAUGGAAAAUUUCACAUGCUGCUGCUGCUGUUUGAAAUGAAAGGUUUUCAUUGCUUGAAAAUCCAUUUUGACUCUUACAAGUCCAAGCCUUCUAUUUUAAUAAUUUUUUAACCAAAAUACUACAGUUCACAUACAGUUUUGACAUGGAACAUGCAGUGUGUUGGCAUGCCAUCAAGGACUGCACCAUGACGUAUGCUUAUCAUCCAGAAGAACGUACCGCACGAAGUUCAGUCAACACAGGGGCAGUGAGCCAGCUGUCCUUUAAAUGGAAGACAUGGAUUCACCACCCAUGUUGGCAACUUGCUGACAGUGUCUUGAACAAGUCAUUGAACUCUUGACAGAAGAAGGAGUGGUGGUGUAAAAUGUCCACCCCCCCCAUCAAUCCCUCCUUCAACCAACAUCAAAACAAUUUUUACUUAUAAAUGUACAAAAAAAGUCCACAUUAAUCAUUCCAUUUCAUAUCCCACAAAGCCACAAGAGCUGGCCCCUGUCUACGCUGAGAUUUCAGAGCAUGUGACUCAUGGAUCUUGAAACUGUAAUUUCCAUUUUGACGAGAUGCAUUUUAUUUUUAGUUGUGUAAUAUCUAACCAAUGCCUUUGGGUGCUGAUCUCUGUCCCAAGGUCGCUUUUGCUGUUAACAUGAGAGACUGACACAUUUCUAAAUGCAUUUAACUGCCUAGAGAAGCUAACAUGAACUCUAUGACCUUCCCUGCGGUCACACAGGUUUCCAGUGGGUGAAGCUUGAUUAUACAAAAGGUAUUACAGCGUUUUUAAUAUUAAUCUAUUUCAAUCUGUGUAUUUUACUCAGUUCAACCCACUUAGAGUUUUCACAGCAGAUUUUAGAUAUAUUUUUUUUCCCAUUGGGUUUUCAAAAAAAUAGCAAAAAAGGCUUUGUAGGAAAACUAAACUGACCGUAUUUAAACAAUUUGUUCAAGAUAAUCUCCACAAAGAAACACGUUUAACUGUUUCAACAUGUGUAAUAAAUAUAAGCCCAGCUGUACUGCUUCGGAAUUAACAAUUUGAUAUAUUUAUGGUAUCAUGUAUAUUGUAGAACAAAUGUUUUUAAGCUUACAUGAAACAGGCAUUAUUUUAUUCAUAAAUUCAAAACCCUUUGGGGAAAAAAAACACCUAAAAUCUAUUAAGGGAAUCCAUGGCUCAGGCACUAAAGAGUUUUAGGAGUACAAACCUUAACACAACUCAAUUAAAGACCCUGUUUCCUGGUGGGAUACUUCAGUUGUUUUCAGUAGCAUAUUCCACCUGAUGAAAAUUUUCAGCAUCAAAACAAACAAGUGAUGCUUGGUGUCUGUGUAAAAAAUAGUUGAAACUUUGCUGUAAGCUUUGUUCCCCCUAUAAGGACCCACAGUCACACAGUUUCUUCACGUCAACUAUUUAUUCAUAUAUUCAUGCCUAGGGCAGCAAUGUCCCCUCAUGGCCCUAAACUGUAAGCAGAUACUACUAAAAACAACCACUGAAUCCACACGGAGAAUGGGUACGACCAGAAUAAUCGACUGAGGGGAACAGGAGACAAGAUGAUGCGUGUCUUAGCAAGUGAGUCUCCAGACGCCCUCCAAUUCCCUCACACUAAUGGCACAAGUGACCCUCUACCAUAACGCAAGUUACUUAAGUAAUACAAUAACUCUGCUUAAGGCUUUGAGUCUGUGUGUUUGUGUCUGGGCAAGUUUGUAAAUGUAUAUGUAUGUGUGUGUGUAUGCACCAUGCCAGCGCAAUAAUCGGAACAGGAACCCAGGCAAAAUAGGAUUCAGUGUUCUUGACUCCUGGGGUGAAAAGAUGGAGAUUUUUCAUUUAAACAAUCUGACAGUGCUGCUUGUGAUGUGUCUGUUUCAUGAUGCCUCCUCUCCCAGCCUGCUUGCUUCUAAAAAUGCAAUUUUACACAUCAUCUCGGCUCAAGGUGCAUCCACAACGCUCAGAGAAGUCUGCAUAUUUAAGAAGACAAUAAUUCUUCUCUGAGUAUAAGGUUCAAGCUGUUGCACAGAGAAAGCAUAGAGAAUGAGGUUUCUGCAUAAGGGAUUCUGCACAGACGGGUGUUUUAAAGAGGUGUUGUACACAGCAGAGAGAUAGAUAUGUGCCGUCAAAGGCAGUUUUGUAAUUGCCCUUUGUCCUCCGCGCCACUACACCUGCACAGCUUAAAGUAUUGAAAAAGACCCUUUUUAAUAUCAGUUCUCUAUCAACAUAAAUGUCUGCUGUGACAUUUGGUGGUUCUUCACCUUAUGAUUGGAUAUUGUACAUUGCAAAACAACCAGUGGCUUGUUUUUAACAAUUACAGUGUCUAUUUCUUUAUAAAUAAUUUGGCUGAAAACAUUUUCUUCAUUGUUUAACCAACUUAGAUUUUUAUUUCCACGUGUGCCAACCUUUAUUUUUGGGGUUUUUUGGGAAAACAACAUAUAAUGAUGGGAAAUCCUUACUUUGUCUUGGAUAUCAAAGGGAGUACAGGUCUCUCUUUGUGAAACUACAAGAAAGAUUACAGAUAUAAAAACUUGAUUUUUUAUUAUUAUAUAAUUUUAGCCAUCAUUUUAAUAAACAUUGAUCCAAUUAUGAACUGAGUAUGAAAUUUUGAUGUGAUUACAAAAUGAUAGUCAUGUGGUAUUUCUUAUCUAAAACACUGAAACAUCUUUUGUAAGAUGUAAUUUAUUUGGAGUUUUAAAAAAAAAUACAAAAAAACUUUUGUAAUGAUUGCAUUGUUGAACGUAAUGAGCUAAGAGCUACGGUGUUAGCCAUUGUAGAAGUUCCAGAUCAUGCAUCUUUUCCAAAACAGUGAUCACUAUGAACCAUUAUUGUUUUCUGAAAGACGCAUAAACCUAACAUAAACCUAAUGCAAAUAAUGCAUCACAAAAAGUUGGUCUUGUGACAUUUUUUGCCAUUUGAUAGAUGAAAUGGCUGGAAAACAGUGGCUGACAAAUCAUCAGAAUUCAGAUUAUUUUUCUUAUUAAAAGCAGCUACAACGUUCUACAACUACAAACUUUCAACUUUAAGAGGAACUUCUACAAUGACAACAUUCCUCAUCAGCCGUGUAAGUGGUUGUUGUAUUUCUCCCCUGUUCCAUCUUUUAGGAUAAUGAGAAGUAUGUGUUUUAUAGAAAUUAGCAGGAGAGUUUCAGAUCAAAGAACCUGAACUGUUCCAUCAUUUUAGUGUGAAAAACAGGCCUGUGUCUGGGCUGAUCAUCCCAUCGUCUUUUUAGCUUGUAACUAACAAAUCAAGGUUAUGACUUGUGCUCAUGGUAAUUGUAAGAAUGAGGAGGCAGGGGUAUGAGAGAUCUAUUAAAAAUUGUAAAGGUGCCAUUCUGGUGGUGAUUGGUGGCAAGCGCUUUAAUUAAAAGAAAAGUUUGCAAUUACAAAUAACUUACAUUCACUGACUGUGCACUUUACCUCACAAGAUAUUCUGCUCAGGCAGAGGAAGAACUGUUUGAGAUGUUUGAGUAUGACAUUGCCACUAACAGAGUGAACUAUUUGCAAAGUAUUUCUUUUGGUAAAUAGUUCCCAGCUGCCACAUAUCCAGUUCUCUCCUACUUUGUUAGUGCUUACUAUUGAUUUGUGGAAGACCAAUUACGGCUGAAUCAACAAACAACAUUCACAACUGUUGACAAACCCUGUCCGACCAUGAUGUGUAAGCUGCCAUAUCCCUGCCUACCUUCCAUGUUGUCAUUGAGUAUGUUUUAUUGUCUUAAGAAACAUUUAUAUUUGUAACAUUUUAAGUUUAUUUGUAUCCUUAAGAACAUGAAAAAAACAAAAUGGUUAUGCACACUGUCCUUCCAUGGCAUAUGAUACUAAAUAAUAACCCCUUUGUUAUAUAA